This is a messenger RNA of Orycteropus afer afer, 1794 nucleotides long. RefSeq names its product chromosome unknown C1orf94 homolog (gene CUNH1orf94). Bases 1 to 1794 code for a protein of 597 amino acids. NCBI's taxonomy places the organism in Eukaryota, Metazoa, Chordata, Mammalia, Tubulidentata, Orycteropodidae. The transcript has 7 exons. The record is from RefSeq and is a predicted model, not a curated record.
AUGAAGGGUGGUGGUGGAUUGUCCCCCUGUCUGCGAGCCCUGGGUGGACAAAGGGGCUUCCAGAGAGAGAGGAGGAGCAUGGCCAGUGGGAAUGGGCUCCCUUCAUCCUCCGGCCUGGUGGCCAAGCACCCCUCAGCCCUGGGCCCGUUCCCCAGAUACAUCUGGAUCCACCAAGACACACCCCAAGACAGCCUAGAUAAGACUUGCCAUGAAAUCUGGAAGAGGGUACAGGGCCUGCCUGAGGCCUUGCAGCCCAGGACCUGGACAGAGCAGCUCUCUGCCCCCAUGACUGGUACUCCAAGAGACAACGGGCUUGGCUUCCAAGAACAAGCACUGGAGCUCAGCGGUGGCAAAGAUGAGAUCUCCCUGUUGGUGGAGCAGGAGUUCUUGAGCCUCACUAAAGAGAACCUCAUCCUGGUCAAAGAGAGCUCAGGUGAGCUUGAGACACCUGGUGGCUCUCCUGAGGGGAAGAGAGAACUGACUCCCUGCAUUCUUAAACCUCCUCUGGCAGCAGAAAGCACUGAGCUCCCUGGAGACUACAUCAUCACCAGUGACAAGCUUCUGGAGCCAAAGGUGGCCGUGUCCGUUAUUGGCAGCCAGCAGAGCUGUGACUCUGCCAUGUCUACGGUCACGGGCAUUCUGCGCUCUGCCAAGGUCAAGAGUGCCAAGGGGACAGAAGAUAGGGGCCACAGCCUGGGAACCUCAGAGAUCAGCAAGCUCCUGGCCCAGUUUCCACUAAAAUCCACUGAAAGUAAGGUUCCCAACAACAAGAUGGUGCUGGAAGAGACAAGGGUCAUAAAGGACUUCCUGCAGAACAGCAUGUUCAGUGGCCCUGGACCCAAGGAGUCAGCGGGGCUGGGUGCAUUUCUGCUGCUGCCACCCGCACCUCCUCUUGCACCUUUGGACAAGCUCCCUGAGCUCCCUACUCAGAAGAGGCAGCUCCCGGUGUUUGCCAAGAUCUGUUCCAAACCCGAGGUGGACCCUGCCAUGGAAGGUCAUCACUUGAUGGAACUGAACCCUGGCACCAAGGAGCUGACCAAGGGUCGAGAGAGCCUCUUUCUCAGUCAGUGGCCCCAGAGCAAGAAGGACAGCUGUGGUGAAGAGGGUUGCAGUGACCCAGUGAGCACCAUGUCCAUGGCCCUGCCAACCAAGAAGCCUGCUUGGCCGGCUGAGAAGAACCUGCUCUAUGAGUUCCUUGGAGCAACCAAGAACCCCAGUGGGCAGCUGAGACUUCAUAGCAAAGUGGAGAUGGAUGGGCUGGAGCUGAAAUUUAACCCACCUGUAACAGUGGCAGACAAGAACAACAAGUAUACAGGGAACGUCUUCAACCCACGCUUUGCCACAGCCUUGACCUCAGCAACCCUCAAUCAGCCACUCUGGCUCAACAUGAACUACCCACCUCUGCCGGUGUUCACAAAUCACUCCACCUUCCCACAGUAUCAGGGCCUGUACCCACAGAGAGGCACGAGGAUGCCCUAUCAGCAGCCCCUGCACCCCCAGCUGGGGUGCUACUCUCGACAGGUGACGCCGUACAACCCACAACAAAUGGGACAGCAGAUUUUCCGCUCUUCCUACACCCCCCUGCUGAGCUACAUCCCUUUUGUCCAGUCCAACUAUCCGUACCCUCAGAGGACUCCUCCAAAGCUGUCCACCAAUCCCCGAGACCCUUCUCCCAUGGCAGGAGAUGGGCCACACUACCUCUACCCCCAGGCAUAUGGGUUCAGCUCAACGUCUGGUGGGCCACUGAUGAACAGCCCCUAUUUUCCCUCCAGUGGGAAUGGCAUAAAUUUUUAG